CAGAAGAAAGAGAGGGAGUGUGAGGGAGGGAGGGAGAGAGAGAGGGAGACAGAAGGAAUUGGAGAGAGGGGGAGAGAGAAGGGAUUGGAGUCUCAGUGGAGGAAGGGGGGAGUGAAAAGACGUGAUCUGCGCGGUCUUGGCGGCAGGCACGGCACAAGACGGAAACACGGAGAGGGAGAGAGAGAUUAAUCUCAGCGCUUCACGUCUGCGAACGGGCAGCCCAGACAAUAGAGACGGAGGAGAGAGAGUGCGGAGCGACAAACAGAGCUAUGUGAGGGAGUGGCUGAGAGAGAGAGGGAGAGAGCCAGGAUCGGACGAGACUGUCGCAUGCUCAAUAAUAUCAGGAGAAAAGAGGAUAGAACAGAGAGAGAGAGAGAGGGGGAGCGCUGACAGAGUGACAGGAGAGAAACUUGGAGCCCGGGCAGAACAGAGAUAAACAGGACGAACAAAAAGAAGAGGAGACCAGAGAGAGAGAACUGGGAGGGAGGAUGAAAGGGCUGUAGAUCCUAUCUGUGUUUUCGCUGUUGAGGUGGUGUGUGUGUGUGUGUGUAGGGGGGGUGGCAGAUUUGAUAUCUUCUAUGGAAGGACCGCUGAUUUUAAUACAGCCUUGCGGUCCAGCCGUGUGUGAUUGGUGAGAAAGAGUGCCUGCGCAGUGCCGUGCGUUAGUGUGGUGUGUGUUGCGCGCUGUGUGUGAACAGUGUGUCCAGCACCUGUGUUCCUGCUCUGUUCCUGGCCUUCCUGAGUCAGCACCCUGCUUCUGACUGCAGCUGUGCAGUCAACACAAAGGAAAAGAACACGGGAGAGGGACAGAGAGAGAGAGAGAGAGAGAGAGAGAGAGGGAGGGAGGGACAGAGAGAGAGAGGGAGUAAGCGAGAGAGGGACACUCAGUGUUAUUGGUGUGUCGAAUUUCCCCCUGGGAACUUACCUGUUCUGGACUAUUGUUUGUGGAUUUUUGAGUCUCAGGACCUGGUGGGAGUGAGUGAGUGAGUGAGUGUGUGUUUCUGACAGAGUCUACAGAGAGGUAGCAGGCUGUGCUAGAAUAGGCUGAGGAGGCUGCAGGAAUCGGGGCAGUGACUGUACGAGAUAAAGCGUAGUUUUUCUGUAGAUCCAGGAGCAGCCUGGCCGAGUGUGUCUUUGGCUCUUUGCUGGCGGGUUUCUCUCUGGUUGGAGCUCUUCCUCGGUGACGGUGGCUGUCUCGCCCCACGGCGCCCCGUCCGCUGGGUCUCCUCGCGGGGCCAGGAUGGCGGACGGCGGCCGGGAGCCUCAGCGGCUCUCCCCCUUCCGCAUGCUGAAGAUUCUGGAAACCUGCCGGCCCCCGGGCAACCGUAUUGGUAUCGUCCAUGAGAACGUGAAGAUGGGCUCAGACGGUGAGAGUGACCAGGCGUCCGGCACAUCUUCCGAUGAGGUCCAGAGCCCAGUCCGGGUCCGCAUGAGGAACAACAACCAUCGGCGCAUUUCCAACGAGGACAUCAACAAGCGCCUCUCCCUGCCGGCAGACAUCCGCUUGCCAGAAGGCUACCUGGAGAAGUUUGCCAUGAACAGCCCUCCCUUCGACAAGCCCAUGAGCCGGCGGCUUCGGCGAGCCUCCCUGUCUGAGAUUGGCUUCGGCAAGUUGGAGACAUACAUCAAGCUUGACAAGCUGGGCGAGGGAACGUACGCCACGGUGUUUAAAGGCCGCAGCAAACUCACAGACAACCUGGUGGCUCUGAAAGAGAUCCGUCUGGAGCACGAGGAGGGGGCUCCCUGCACUGCCAUCCGAGAGGUGUCUCUCCUGAAGGACCUGAAGCACGCCAACAUCGUGACUCUCCAUGACAUCAUCCACACAGACAAGUGCCUGACGCUUGUGUUUGAGUACCUGGAGAGGGACCUGAAGCAGUACAUGGAUGACUGCGGUAACAUCAUGAGUGUGCAUAAUGUGAAGCUCUUCCUGUUCCAGCUGUUGCGGGGGCUGGCUUACUGCCACAGGAGGAAGGUGCUGCACAGAGACCUCAAACCCCAGAACCUGCUGAUCAACGACAAGGGCGAGCUUAAACUGGCCGACUUCGGUCUGGCCCGGGCCAAGUCAGUCCCCACUAAGACCUACUCUAACGAAGUGGUGACACUGUGGUACCGUCCGCCUGAUGUACUGCUGGGGUCCACCGAGUACUCCACACCCAUCGACAUGUGGGGGGUUGGGUGCAUAUUCUAUGAGAUGGUGACAGGAAGACCUCUCUUCCCAGGAUCCACUGUAGAAGAUGAACUGCAUUUGAUAUUCCGUAUCCUAGGCACUCCCACGGAGGAGACCUGGCCAGGAGUCACCAGCAACGAGGAAUUCAAAACCUACAACUUCCCCCGUUACCAUGCCGAGCCCCUCGUCAAUCAUGCGCCAAGAAUAGACAGUGACGGGCAUGACUUAUUGUCAUUACUUCUCCAGUUUGAGGCGAAGAAGCGGAUCUCUGCUGAAGAGGCGCUCCGACACCCGUACUUCCGCAAUCUGGGGGAGCAGCUGCAGACCCUGCCCGACACUGCGUCCAUCUUCUCUGUGAAGGACAUCCAGCUUCAGCGAGACCCAGGGAAGAGAACGGCGGCGUACCCAGAAGCAGCGCCCCAUAAGCUGGGCUCUGCGCCCUCGGAGUAUUUCCAGAGAGAAGGUGCCAAAGCAGGGGCUCAGUCUCAGGGUCUCACCUCCCCCUCCACCGGCUGAGUGAUCCUCUCCCAUUCCGCCCAGGGGAAAGGCCGGAGGCAGAGUGUGCUAUUUUAGUCACCGAGGGGCGUGAGGCCGAUACGGACAUGCAGGACCAUGCUGUCCAGGGACAAAACGAAACGAAGGAUAAAAAAUAAUUACUAAAAAAAACAACAAAAGGCAAACUCCAGAUGGAAGAAAAGAAAAAGGAAACAAACACCCAUCCAUGAUGCUGCUGCUGCUCUGCAGUCUUUAGGAUUAUUUUCUGUUUUAAUUGAUUUCACUUUUUUUUUUUUUAAAUAGAACUCUUUAAUUAGUGUAAUUUGUGGCGGGGAGUCUUAUCUCCUAGUUUUGAAGUUGGGGGCAAUUCUCAUUUUUAGAAUUGUUUUUGGAUUAUGUACAUAAGAGACAGUGCUGCAGAGAGCUUUUUCAUUUCACAUAGCUUCAUACCCAACUGCCCCACUUGCUGUCUCCUGCAUUACUGCCCUUCUGCAAUGGGAUUGGUGGGCUGGCGGCGGAGGGAGCGGAUUGGUGGAGGGCGAGAGGCCCUGGGAAACUGCACCUGCUGUGAGUGAGCACUAAAGGAUAAGGUGUCUGAGUUGGGAAGUCCAUUAACUGCUGCGGACGGUAGGUUGUAUGUGCAAUAACUCCUGAUAACUAGGCCAUUUAUUCGCUGGAGCAGAAUAUUGAAGCAGUAAUGAUGGUAUUACCCGGCCCCUCUGGAUCCCAGUCUCCCCCACCCCUCCUCUACUCUGACUGCGAGGCUUCACGUCACCGUAGCGACUCGCUGAGGAACGGAGGGAGGAUCGGCAUUUAAAACCCCCGCAUGCUCCUGUACGCCUUGGGAACUCUGUCUCUCUCACUGGGGUCCAACACUACAUUCCCCGUUCUUUCCUUUACCUUUACGGAGGUGCACUUUCAUUUAGUGCUCAACGGUAUCAAAGUACCGUACUGAACAGUACAGAACAACUAACUCCUGCCUGCAGGACCAAAAUGGAUAACAAAUCAUACAUUACAGGGUAGAAUAGGACCUUGCUCUUCUCUAUAGAAUCACGGUCUGUAAGGGUGCAGUAGGCUAAUGCAUGACCAUACAAAUGCGUACACUACAUGACAGAAUAAGGAAGGGCACUACUGUACAGAAGACUACACUACUUUACAGAAUAGGGAAUAAUACAGUUACACAGUGAACUGCCUUGUUCUGGGAAAGGGCACAAGUGUAUAGGAGUGUACACUACAGGGCAGUGCUGUGUUCACUGCUGUGUUUAAGGUUAACCCCGUGACUGAUCACUCACCUGAUAAUUUGACCUGUUAUUAGCACCAGAAGACUUCAGGUUUAAUGUGUAGCAUUAAUGUAUUACAGAGAUCAGAACUCACAUCUCCUAAUCUGUUUUGCACCAGGCAGUUUGCUACUUUGAUUACUUUACACACGUAAUGCGGAUACACGCACGUCAAAUACAAUGACAUUAUCACCUACUUAUUCUCUCAAACAAGAGAUCCUCGAUCUCAAGAGACUUACCUGGUAAAACUAGUUUAUUUUUUAUUUUUUGCUUUAUUUAAACCCUUGAUACUGUGGAAUGAUGGAAAUGUUUCCAAGAGUGCUUCCUGAUGUGAUUUUAUUAGUCUUCUUAUUAAAUAAUAAUGGGUAGGAAGAGAUGGAAGGUGUUCGCAGUCUUUUUGCUCAGGAGUUUCGAUUGAAUUAUUGAUUUUGAAAUGUGCUCUGAGGUCCCCUUUUUCACUCUAAAAAUGUCCAUUGAAGUGAAUGGACUUUCUCUUACACACGAUUCAUCUUUCUCUGAAUUGACCAUCAGUUCUUCUCCAUUGAUAGGGUACUAAAAUUGUGUUCAGGGUAGACAGUGCUGAUACUUGUUAUUUGUUAUUUUGGAUAAAUUCUUUAUUUUCCUUCUUAAGCAUAUCUUGUAUGUGAAGUGAUUGUCAAUUUUUGGCCUGCUUGAUGUUUCCUGAGCCCUGACUGAAAGAGGAAAUGUCUGGAAAACUGUAAUAAAUCGACUGGGGAGUUUGGGUUGCUGUUAAUAACAACAGCAUUUGCCUUGGAAUAUAAAAAAAUGAUGACCUUUGCAACAGUGACUAUGUUUCCAUUAGAAUAUCUAAGCAAAACUGGCCAAAAGCAAUAGCCCAACCAAAAUAAGUAAUCUUCCAAAUGUGUUCAUAUACAGUACAGUAUAUAUUGCUGCCAUUGAGCAGUGUUUUUUUAAUGUUAUCAUUUAACAUUUUGAUGAUUUGAUUUUUACUUUGUUCCCUGUUUGUUUCGACCCCUUGGUGGCUGUUUUUCAUGUAGUAUCAAUAAUUGAUUUCAGCACCUUAGUGGAAACAUAGUCAAUGUGACCUCUGGACCAAUACACUGUAAGAUGAACAGGAACUGAUCCUCGAGACUGAUAUGCAAUGUGCUUUGAUUUUUGCAUAUGUAAUUUGUACAUAUAUAAUACUUCAUUCUGUAUGUUAGAUGUUUAAUGUAACAUACAGUCUGCCCUUUAAAGGUUUACUUUUACAUGGAUGCUCAUGUUGCUUCUAUUGCUGUUUAUUCUUUAUUUUUACUACUUUUAAGUAGUUAGGGCAAAGAUUCUUGAAAUUCAAAGAUUUUAGGACAGUGCUACUGCUUGUCAUAACUUGCAUUAGUUUUUAAGAUAAACAAUACGUGCUAGGUACCUUUUGUUUUGACAAAAAGUAACACUGCCUUUACAUUUGUAACUUUUCAGAUCCUUGCCUUUGGCUUUUUGAUCUACUUAGGACCCUUAAUAUCUCACUUUUUUUUCUUCGCAUUCCAGCCUCUCUGUCUUGUUUUGUUCAGUGGCAAGAGGAUUAUGAGAAAUGUUGUCUGUUCUGACAGACCGAUAGACCAAACCAGUACUAUUCAGGAAAUGUCAAGGUGAUGGAAACAGUAAUAAAUGCUUGAACAAUACACAUUACUAAUUAUGAUCAAUAAUACUUCUAACUGAAGCCAUAGUGCAAUGCAUAGAUUGUUUUAUGCCUUUGUGUGCAUGGUGUUGACAUGGACCCUCUGCUGGAGUUACUGUACCCACCAGACCCCCUGACCUUGUGUUCUGUGUAAAAUUGGAGAAAACAAUGUCUGACUGGCAUACGUGACAGAGAAUAGUGUCCGGCAGUGACACAGAAGAGCCGCAUGUGUAUGCCUGCGUGUUUGGGAUUGUGCGUGUUGUGGGGGAAGUGUAAAGUUAUAUUUUAAAAUGACCUCAGGAUUAAGAAUACUUACUUGCCCCUUACUUGGUAUUCCCAGAGUGAAACCAUGCUGACACUGCCAUUGUGAUCAGCUGUUCAGUUUGCUAACAAGUCGCUAAUAGAGAACACUGGUAUUUGUUUGCAAAUACACUCACUGAGCACUUUAUUAGGAACAUCUGGACACCUCUGUAUUCAUGCAAUUAUCUAAUCAGCCAAUCGUGUGGCAGCAGUGCAAUGCAUGAAAUCAUGCAGAUGCGGGUCAGGAGCUUCAGUUAAUGUUCACAUCAACCAUCAGAAUGGGGAAAAAUGUGAUCCAAGUGACUUUGACCGUGGAAUGAUGGUGCCAGAUAGGGUGGCUUCAGUAUCUCAGAAACUGCUAAUCUCCUGGGAUUUUCACGCAACUCUAGAGUUUACAGAGAAUGCCGUGAACAACAAAAAACAUCCAAUGAGCAGCAGUUCUGUGGGCAGAAAUGCCUUAAUGAGAAAGCUGACAGGAAGGUGACAGUAAAGCAAAUAACCACAGAUUACAACAGUAGUAUGCAGAACAGCAUUUCUGAACACACAAGGCAUCAAACCUCUAAGUGGAUAGACUACAGGAGCAAAGACUUAAUGCAUCUAAAAAAAAAUAGAAAAUAAAAAGUUAUAAAUACCUAAUAAAGUGCUUAUGUGUAUGUGUAUAUAUCUGAGAUUGGUUUAAUUUGUAUUUAGUUAAAUGUUCUGAAAGGGCAGAAUGACUUUCACAAUAUGUGUAGUAAAUGAGAAUUAACAAAAAUGAUGGGAAAAUAAUCACUGCCUGUAAUUCAUUCUUUGUUUUUGUGGACCCAAAGUACUCAAAGGUUGUUUCAGAAGUAAUAUUGGCUGAGUUGUUGCCUGUAAUUCAAAACUACAACUGUAUCAUUUAAAAUUGAUAGGUUUUAAAUAACCAUUUGAAAUUGCACAAGAGACUAGAAAACAUCACAAUGUGUGUGGCUACACACUUGCAGAUGUUAGAUUUAAGUUUGCACUGGGAAAAUACCAUCUUUGUCAUCUUGAGUCGUACAAAUAAUAAUUUGUAUUUCUUUUUUCUCUUGGAGUACUUAGAAUCAUGUCUUCCUUUGGCACUGCCUGCCUGUGCAACUCUGGACCACAGCACAGCGGGUGGCGACAAAAUGGUUUUGCACAAAAUGGCAGACUCCUUUGUGGCACAAAGGCUCUCAUCAGUUUAAAAAAACAGCCAUACUGAUGCCUCAUAGGGGAGUGAAUGGUGCAUGUUUCGCUGAAGUUAUACUCGCCACUCGUUCAUAAGGAAGGCGUCUAGGCAUUUAAAAAAAAAAUGUCAGCUUGAUUGGGAGAAUGGUACGGCAGAAUAAGGUGGUAGUUCUGGGAUUCAUAAUUAGUGGUUUGAUAGUGGCUUGUCCCUUUGCUCUCAGCCUACAAGACAGCUAGGCUUAUUAUUCAGUUGUAAUGCCAACGAGUCUGGUGAGAUCCUACACAGCCAAAUUAAUCUUGCACAAUUAUGGCACACAAAAUGCACCCCAGGUACACAAAUAAGUGGAUUAUAAAACUAUGGUUGUUCUGCAGGUUUUACCCUCUCCACAGUUUAUUUUUACACCUGAAAGGAUUUUUUUUUUCUUUCUUUUUUUUGCUGUAUACCCAAAUAUUGUGGUGUGCUUAUCUUUACAGGGAGGAAAAGAAAAUACAUACCACACUGCUCACAUGCUUCAGGUUUUUGUCCCCAAGAGCUGGGGAGUUUCCCUUCAGUCACAUCAUUCUACCCUUAGUUGGCUGAAAUAAAAAAAUCAAACUCAGCAUUAUUUUCAAUUUACUCUUCCUGUCUUCUUUCAUUAUUUUGGCUGUUGUGCAUAUUGCUGUGUUUAUGCUACCGAGAAGACUGGAUACCAGUGAACAAUGAUGCCUCCUAGUGUCAGGGAAGACAAAUUGCACCCUCUCCCUAUCUACUGCUGUCCCACCACCUGUCAUUUGUACAUUACUGCUUCUAAUAAAGAUGUUGAGAAUUAA
This is a messenger RNA of Conger conger (European conger), 7855 nucleotides long. RefSeq names its product cyclin-dependent kinase 17-like. Gene Ontology annotation, molecular function: ATP binding; protein kinase activity. The coding region runs from base 1241 to 2683 and encodes 480 amino acids. Gene Ontology annotation, biological process: exocytosis; neuron projection development; protein phosphorylation. The transcript is spliced from 16 exons. Gene Ontology annotation, cellular component: synaptic vesicle; nucleus; cytoplasm. The record is from RefSeq and is a predicted model, not a curated record. Lineage: Eukaryota; Metazoa; Chordata; Actinopteri; Anguilliformes; Congridae.